GUUCAGAGCUCCUGCUGAAAGGACAGAGAGAGAGAGAGAGAGAGAGAGAGAGAGAGAGAGAGAGAGAGAGAGAGAGAGAGAGAGAUUUAAACGCGCGAGACACACUCUGCGGAUUUACUCACGAGCUGCACGGCAUGAGGGAUUAUACAGUAAACGUGUACAUGGCUGGUGGGUGUUGAUGGCAGGCCGGUAAAGGCCUGAGUGUAAACAGCUGCAGCAGCAGCAGUAUGGCCUCCUUUAACUCUAUGGACAGACACAUCCAGCAGACCAAUGACAGACUGCUCUGCAUUAAACAGCACUUACAGAAUCCGGCCAAUUUCCAGACUGCAGCCUCUGAGCUGCUGGACUGGUGUGGAGAUCAGCGGGCGUUUCAGAGACCCUUCGAGCAAAGCCUUAUGGGAUGUCUAACGGUGGUGAGUCGGGUAUCUACUCAGCGAGGGUUUGAUAUGGAUCUGGGCUACAGGCUGCUGGCUGUUUGUGCUGCAAACAGGGACAAGUUCACCCCCAAAUCAGCAGCUCUUCUGUCUUCCUGGAGUGAGGAGUUGGGUCAGCUGCUCCUGCUGAGGCACCAGAGGAACAGACAGAGUGACCCUACAUCAGGAAAACCCCCCAUACAGCCCAGCAUGACCAGCAUGAAACCAGCACUUAACCACGGUGACGGCUCUUAUCCAUACGACCCUGUUCCGUGGCAGCCGAGCGCCAACCAGGCACCUGGAGCUGUCUCUGUGGUCACUACUGUCUGGGGAGUGACUAACACCACACAGAGUCAUGUGUUGGGGAACCCCAUGGGGAAUCCCAGCCCCCAUAUGAACCCUGUCGGUAACCCAAUGGCCAGUGGCAUGGCUGGUCCUAUGAACCCAGGGGCUUUUCCUGGGCCGCAGCAGCAGUUCUCCAAGGCUGGGGGCAGUGAGGGGUACAUGCAGCAGGGCAUUUAUGGGAGAGCCAGUUACCCCGGUGCUGGAGGAUACGGGGGCAGUUAUGGUGGAGGUCCUAAUGGUAUGACUCCAAGCUCCCGCCCUCAUUCUGAUUUCAGCCAACCAGCUGCUGCUGCUGCCGCUGCUGCUGUUGCUGCUGCAGCUGCCACAGCAACAGCCACUGCCACAGCAACAGUCGCCGCCCUGCAGGAGACUCAGAAUAAAGACAUGAGUCAGUACGGACCGAUGUGCUCUUCAUUCCAAAUGGGGACCCAGCCAUACGGGGACCACUUCAUGAGCCCUGCUGGCCCCCGAGGUCCCUCAGGCAUGCAGGGAGGUAUUGGUAGCCCUCCAAUGGGUAUGGGGCAACCCCGGGGACAGAUGGGACAAAUGGGACCUUAUGGAGGACCUGGACAGAGGAUGGGUUACAGUGGCAACCGUCCACCAAAUGUACCCAUGCAAGGCAUGAAGAGGCCCUACCCUGGAGAGGUCAGUUAUGCGGGGCAGCAAUGUGGACCAAGUGGGCAGUUUCCUCCCCAGCAGGGGCCAUACCCCACACUAAACUCCUCCAGACCCCUCCCGUCCCCUAAUUACCCCAACCAGAGGCUUCCUCAGGGUCAAAACCCCGGGCAGUACCCUCCCAGCGGCCCCGGCAUGGGGCACUUCUAUAAGCAGGAGCCUUUAAACUCUCAAAGCACCGUUAAUAACUUCAGCGGAAACUUCCAGUACAGCCAGGGUAAUAUGAGUGGGCCUCCGAGGCCUAUGGGCAGCUACCCUCACUCGCCAGUGCCCGGUAACCCCACCCCCCCAAUGACUCCUGGAAAUAACAUUCCUCCGUAUCUGUCACCUGGUCACGAUGUUAAACCUCACUUCCCACCGGACAUCAAACCCAGCAUGAGCUCUCUGCCGCCUCCUAGUAGCUGCGGAGAGGAGCUGAGGUUGACCUUCCCAGUGCGUGACGGGGUGGUGCUGGAGCCAUUCAGACUGGAACACAACCUCGCCGUCAGUAACCACAUCUUCCACCUGCGGCCAUCUGUUCACCAAACACUCAUGUGGAGAUCUGACCUAGAGCUGCAGUUUAAGUGUUAUCAUCAUGAGGACCGUCAGAUGAACACUAACUGGCCGGCCUCGGUGCAGGUGAGCGUGAAUGCCACGCCCCUCACCAUCGAAAGAGGAGACAGCAAGACAUGCCAUAAACCCCUGCUCCUCAAACACGUGUGCCAGCCUGGACGAAAUACCAUCCAGAUCACCGUCACAGCCUGCUGCUGCUCUCACCUGUUUGUGCUGCAGCUGGUGCACAGGCCGUCUGUGCGCUCGGUCCUGCAGGGCUUACUGAAGAAACGGCUGCUGCCCGCUGAACACUGCAUCAAUAAAGUGAAGAGGAAUUUCAGCAGUGCAGCUGUCUCUGCUGGGAUAAACUCAGAAGAUGGUGUGGAGCAGACAGCCAUCAGAGUCUCUCUGAAAUGUCCAAUCACAUUCCGGAGGAUUCAGCUACCAGCGCGAGGACACGACUGCAAACACGUACAGUGUUUCGAUUUGGAAUCAUAUCUACAGCUGAACUGCGAGAGAGGAACGUGGAAAUGUCCUGUGUGCAAUAAAACUGCUCUCUUAGAGGGGCUGGAAGUCGACCAGUAUAUGUGGGGUAUUUUGAACGCCGUCCAGAAUUUGGAUUUCGAGGAGGUGACCAUCGAUGCAUCCUGUAGCUGGCGGCCAGUGCCAAUCAAAGCGGAGGGUCAUAUAAAAGAGGAUCCGGACGGGCCGCUGGUUAAACGGCUUAAAAUAAUGAGUCCCAGUCAGAUGGUUCUACCAAACGUCAUGGACAUGAUUGCACAGCUUGGGCCCGGAGCAAACCCACACCCCAUGCAGAACCCCAGCGCCCUCCCUCAGCACAGCAGCAACAGCCACGAGUACCACAGCCGAGGUAACAGUUACCAAGGCCCUGGCAACUUCGACUACCCCCAUGGCAGUGCACCAGAGUUAAUGCAGGGGUCUCAGCUGUCCCACCCACCCCCAGACCCUCCAUGCAGUGGCCUUCUGCCAGCAGAUAAACCACUCACGCACUGCCCCGGCGACAUGGUGUCUCGUCCAAUCAACUCAGAUCAUUCCCAGAAUCCAUUGCAGCACAGUUUACACGGGCCUCCAAACCCCAGCAGCCAAUCAGGGCAGCAUAGUAGUCCCUGCCAGCCUUCGAGGCCACCGCCAAACCAGCAAAACCCCGCCCCCAGUAGCCAUAUGCACCCACCGGACUUGACCUUUAACCCCACAAACAGCCUGGAGGGUCCACCAGGAAUCUCUUCAGACAUGCCGGAACCUUCUUUAGAUCUUCUUCCAGAUUUAACAAACCCAGAUGACCUGCUGACCUUCUUGGACCCACCAGACCUGCCCAGCGGCAGCAGUGAUGAACUGCUUUCACUCUUCGGGAAUAACUGAGUGAAAGAGAAAGAGCGAGAAAGAAAAAACAGUGAUGCACUCCCUGUGCCCUUAUCCUCCUGUACAAACUCCAGGCCUCUGAGCGCCACCUUCAGUGCAGCUAUGCCCAGCUUACUACGUUGCACAGAAGUCUGACUGAUGAAUUUUAGGAAAAGCAUUUUUCUUUUUUUUUUAAUUCUGGGAUUCAUUUUGUUUUUAAUAAGAAACACACAAACACAAAUCCGCCUCUUCUGGCCAGUAUAGGUCCUCCAUUCCCAGUUAUGCUGCUGAAACCAAGCCAACCCAAGCCAAAACCAACACAGGGUUCGUUUCUUCAUCUUUUUCAGACCAGUAGCACUGUUUGGGUCUCCAGGACGUUUCUCGACAAGUUCAAGAGAAGCUCCAGACUCCACCAAAACACUCCACAAGCAGCCUCUCCUCACGUGUCUUAUUUCUGUAAUGAAGAACCUCAGAAUUUAGUGAACAACUACAGGGUUUUAUACACUCAUCAUCUGAGGAAUAGUUGAGUAGAGGUAUCGGAUUGCAGUGCUACAGCAGCUAGUCAGAAGGAAGAUAAAGAUUAGUAGGAACAAAUAGAUAAUUGAACCUUUAGGCUAAUAUGGACAAUAUUUAUUGAGCUACUCAUACAGCAUUGGGUUGUAGAGGUUGUUCAUGAUUUUUUUUUGUGAUAAACAAUCACAAAUGCAAUUCCUGUAAAUUUUGCAGCAGAAAUGGAGUGGCGGGAUAGCACGUCCAAUAGUAGCCUCCCACACAUUUCCAUUUGCGGAUAGCUGGCCAUGGAAUAGCAUCUGUGUCUUCAAGGCAAGUUCUUAAGAAGAUGUUCAGAAAAGGUAGAAAAGGCAGGGCCUCAUGAUGGUUUGUUGUAUUGUCUGUAAAGAAGACCAAAUGUGAUCCUGCAUCGUAGGAAAUUGUACACCAUGCCAAGACACCAGGCCUUUUGAACAUGUGACGCAUGACAGCAGACCGUCAUUGAUCCUGGGGAUGUGCAAGGUGGUUUGCACAAGCUGAUUGUCAAUGAAGACAUUCUGUUUUUGUCUUGGUGGAGGUGAAAAAUGACUUUACACACUGCUUCUGUAUGUGUAGCUUAAUAAAUAUUGCCCUCACCAGACUAAAUUGAUUGUUUCAGGUAACCUUUAUCUUCCUUCCAAAAAGCACCCCAAUCCCACACUGUUAUUUGAUGAAGAACUUACGAUUCCUGUAGACAGGACAGAAGGUCUAACAGCCAGAUCCAGUCGGAGAGCAAAAAAAACAGGAGUAAGAACGACAGUUUGUUUUAAGUAAACUGUAUGUCUAAAUGUUUUUGGACAACCCUACUAAACACAUUUGAAGCACUAUACUGGGGAACCUGCUACCAUGCAAUUUUACAAUAUCAAUUUUUUUUUAUCGUUACAUCGUUUUUAGCAUUAAUUUUAUAUAAUAUCGUAUAGAUCCAUCGUUGGACAAAAUCACUACGUUCAAAUUGGUGUCCAAACAUUCAACUGUUAUAAAUCAUAAAUAAUAAGUUUUGUGUACUGUUUCAUGUAUCAAUGUUUGAGUCAGUACCUAGCAGAUUACUACAAUUCCAAAUACAGGGCAUGGACAAAAUAAUUGAAACGCCACAUCAAAUACUUAUUGAUCAUAUUAUUAGAAACAAAAGCCCUGUCUGAGUCAUUGCAAUGCCGAUAUAAUAUCUGGCCAUGUGGUCAGUGGUCAUGUGGUCUGAAUUGACCAGUAAUGAAUAAGGUAGAGGGGAUUGAUAAACUGUGUAACAGAUGGAGCUUUAAGUAAAUUUUUUUCAGACGUAAAAAAAAACAAAUACAGUUCUUAACGUAGCGGAACCUUCACACAAACUCUGAUGCAUUUUUGCCUUCAGUUCUCUGUAAAUGGGACUAAUCAAACCACAUUUCUCAUGAAUCUCCAUUCUUUUCAAUUUAUUUAUCUUCUUUCCACUCCUUUCCUGCUCUUUAAUUUCUUCUUCCAUGCGAGUGGUGCUCUUCAGCAUGAGAAAAAUUCAUGUGGAACAUGAACUGAUGAUAAUGCUCCUGGACGAACUCUUUAAAACAGCUAGAUACAGUGUCUGUAAUGUUCAUUAUUCCCCAGGCUUUCAGCUCUGCUCUGGAAUAUAUUUAUUUAAACUAGGGUUAUCAAUGCUUAAGCCCAGCCCCUGCCCAACAUGAAGAUUUUUUGUCUGGCUGAAUGACUUAAACAAAAGCUCCAACAUGGACAAAAUUGUGACAGAGAAGACAUCCCCCAGCGUGUGCUGUCCAGCUGUAACACACUGGAUCCAGUCUCAGUUCAAACUUCCAGCUCCGACCCAGAUAGUGAGUUUUGGGGCACUUACUCAUGUAUUAGUUCGUACAUAAACUAUUGCAGCACCAAAACACAUUCAUGGCAUUACUCACAGAAAUAAAAUAAAGGAGCUCGGUCCAGGUGGUUUCCGUGAUACAGCACAGCACAACACAUACUGGUUCUCUACACUAUACACUCCCCAGACCAUUUAAAUGGUCAUCCCCCAUUGUGAGCAUGUGUGCAAUACCAAGCACUUCCUGAGGUUUUUAUAAUCAGCUAAUUAAGUUCUAAAGGCAAACAUUUAGUACAUAAAACUCCACAUGUUCAUUCAUAGUUUUGAUGCCUUCAGUGAGAAUCUACAAUGUAAAUAAUCAUGAAAAUAAAGAAAACGCAUUGAAUGAGAAGGUGUGUCCAAACUUUUGGCCUGUACUGUAUAUCAAUGUUAUAAAUACAAUUUAUAUUCAAUUCUGAGAUACAAUUUAGAUGUUUCUAAUAAUCGUCCAGUUAGUAGAAAUACAGAGUUUAAUGUGGUGUUUCUCUUAUUUUGUCCAGCGCUGUAUGUCCCCAAUGCUAAAAACUGAUCAAAGGGCUUUUAAGUGUGAAUAAAGUUGUUUAAAUUGUUUGGAUUUUAAACUCUAGAAUCUGCUAAAUGUGUUCAGCUCUGUCAGCGGCUGCAGUCCUGUUUCAUGAUGUAUUUUAUGAAUUUUAAACCUGAACUCUCAAAAUGUCAAUAUGUGAAGUUAUAGAAGUCUA
Messenger RNA from Astyanax mexicanus (Mexican tetra), 6365 nucleotides. Its product is annotated as zinc finger MIZ domain-containing protein 1. Gene Ontology annotation, molecular function: zinc ion binding; SUMO ligase activity. The transcript is spliced from 22 exons. Gene Ontology annotation, biological process: regulation of transcription by RNA polymerase II; protein sumoylation. The record is from RefSeq and is a predicted model, not a curated record. Bases 228 to 3344 code for a protein of 1038 amino acids. Lineage: Eukaryota; Metazoa; Chordata; Actinopteri; Characiformes; Acestrorhamphidae.